AUGGCGUCGUACUCUGACCCUCGGGACUCGGUGUUGAACAAGCCCAAGCCCGUCAUCCACCUCGACAAGACCCUGCUGGAUCGCAUUACCAAAGGAGUAGAGCCAUACCCUAUCCAGGAGGGCCGGAAGUACGAGUAUGGCACUGCAGGAAGACGGAAGCACAGCCCAUUACUCGAUCAUGUCAUCUACACUGUUGGUCUCAUUGCUGCGCUCCGUUCCAAGAAGCGCAAUGCAACCAUUGGGAUCAUGAUCACAGCCAGUCACAACCCCGCUGAAGACAACGGAGUCAAAUUGGUGGACCCCAUGGGUGACAUGCUGGAGCAAUCGUGGGAGGGGUACGCCACGACUCUCGCCAAUACUCCCAAUGACAAGCUCGCGAAGGAGUAUGAGAAUCUCUUGAAUGAGACUUUGAUCAGCAAUAUCAGCCAGCUCCAUGAGAGACAAGCCAAGGUGGUGUUUGCUCGGGACACCCGUGCUUCCGGGCCAUAUCUGGUUACUGCCCUGAAGGCCGCUUUGGACGCCGUCAACGUCGAAUACACCGACUAUGGCAUCAUGACUACUCCUCAGCUGCACUAUAUCGUACGAUGCAUCAACACUCUGAAUUCACCAUACGCCUUUGGCGAACCGACUGAGCAGGGGUACUAUGAAAAGAUGGCGAAAGCAUUCAAAACACUCAUGCAUGGUCGCACCAUUCAAGGCCCUAUCACCGUCGACUGCGCCAACGGUGUGGGAGGUCCGAAGCUGAGAGAAUUGAUCAAAUACCUGCCUACCGCCAAAGAAGGUGGAAUCGACAUCAAGGUCGUGAAUGAUGAUGUGGUAAAGCCAGAAGCGCUCAAUUUCGAGUGCGGCGCCGACUACGUCAAAACCAAGCAACGAGCUCCGCCCAGCUCCAACGCUCAACCUGGCGACCGUUGCUGCUCCCUUGACGGCGACGCAGAUCGGGUGGUCUACUACUACACUGACGAACAGAAAACCUUCCACCUGCUGGACGGCGAUCGUAUCGCAACACUUGGUGCCGUCUUCCUUGCAGAUAUGACUCGUGUCGCUGGGAUUGAUCAGAAGCUGAAAAUUGGAAUUGUUCAAACCGCCUACGCCAAUGGGGCUGCCACCGAGUAUGUCGAGAAAGUGCUCAAACUGCCUGUCACAAUCACGCCUACUGGUGUGAAGCAUCUUCACCACGCUGCCGCUAGAUACGACAUCGGCGUGUACUUUGAAGCGAAUGGCCACGGAACCGUUCUCUUCUCAGACAAUGCGAUCAAGCUCAUCCGAGAAUCAGAGCCCAAAUCGCCUGGGCAGAAGCACGCCUUGGAUUCUCUCCGAGCCUGCAUCGACCUGAUCAACCAAGCAGUGGGCGAUGCGAUAUCAGACAUGUUGUUUGCUGAAAUUGUGCUUGCUCACAAGUGUUGGACACUCGAAAAUUGGCGAAAUACCUACAUCGACCUGCCGAACCGUCUGGUCCGUGUUGUUGUCAAUGAUCGGUCCAUUUUCAAGGCCGUCGAUGCAGAGAGGAAGCUGGAGUCUCCCAAGGGUGCCCAGGAGGAGAUCGACAAGUAUUGCCAGAUGUACAUCAAAGGCCGCGCCUUCGCUCGUGCGUCUGGGACGGAGGAUGCUGUUCGUGUCUAUGCCGAAGCAUAUUCGAAGUCCGAGGCGGAGAAGCUCGCUAGCCAGGUCGCAGAGGUUGUGAGGAGGUAUGGUACCUCGUGA
This is a messenger RNA of Cladophialophora carrionii CBS 160.54, 1704 nucleotides long. RefSeq lists its product as uncharacterized. Gene Ontology annotation, molecular function: phosphoacetylglucosamine mutase activity; magnesium ion binding. NCBI's taxonomy places the organism in Eukaryota, Fungi, Ascomycota, Eurotiomycetes, Chaetothyriales, Herpotrichiellaceae. Bases 1 to 1704 code for a protein of 567 amino acids. The record is from RefSeq and is a predicted model, not a curated record. Gene Ontology annotation, biological process: UDP-N-acetylglucosamine biosynthetic process; carbohydrate metabolic process. The transcript has 5 exons.